Xylaria bambusicola is the source of this 3276-nucleotide messenger RNA. RefSeq names its product Spc97/Spc98 family protein. Bases 176 to 2818 code for a protein of 880 amino acids. Gene Ontology annotation, cellular component: gamma-tubulin complex; spindle pole; centrosome. The transcript is spliced from 2 exons. Gene Ontology annotation, biological process: meiotic cell cycle; spindle assembly; mitotic cell cycle. The record is from RefSeq and is a predicted model, not a curated record. NCBI's taxonomy places the organism in Eukaryota, Fungi, Ascomycota, Sordariomycetes, Xylariales, Xylariaceae. Gene Ontology annotation, molecular function: microtubule minus-end binding; gamma-tubulin binding.
AGAGGCUAGGAUACACUCACUACCUACGCGUAAUGCUGGUCGUCAAUUAUACCUGCACGCGUCCUAAACCGCAGCUAGGUAUAAAUUGUUGGAUUUCAACUCACUCAUUAAGAUACCACAGAUAAAAUAUCUUUUCUCAUGUCAUCCCAGCCUAGAGUAAGGCAGGCAAAGUAAAAUGGCUUUUGCCGCCAGGCUGAGUAGCUUGACGGACGAAGUAGUUGAACUUAUCACCUCUACAACCGCCGAGGUUGAUCGUCGACGCUUCGACGCAUUCAGGGAAUCCAGUUUGCGGCAGCUUCGUCAACACAGCUUUCUCCGGACCAACCACUUCGAAGUGUAUUCCGCUCUUGACGGAUAUGAAGAAAGGUUCCGCAUCCUUAAUCGUGAUCAGACAGCCGAUGCCCUAAGGGACCGAUUAGACGCUCUUGCGCGGUGCUCCAACAAAUGGGCUCCUGACUCACUGGAUUUACUGCUAAGACUGGCGGAUCAGCCUGUUCAAAAAUCAAACCUUCUUGACCUUGAACUACUAAAAGAACCCGAAGUCCACCCUGAACCCGCGCUGAAAUGGAGAGAUAUUGCCAAGGAAGACGGCUGGAAAGAAGACCACGAACUUUGGCGGAAUGUCAACUUUGGUGGUGAUAGCUCUGAUGAAGAGUACGAUCAUGAAUCUGAUGCAUCAGCCCAGUCGGAAGAUACUUCAUUAUCUAGCGGCGAGGCCCGUUAUCGUAAACAGCCUACAGAUUAUCUAGAGAGGCCGCAGGUCCAGUUUGAUAUCCAUGAGAUUCGCACAAGUCAAGCUUGGAGAACGGACACAUCACGUACAAACCCCGGUGCUUCGUCUCACAAGAUCGACAUAACACAAAUACAAUGUAUUCGAGAAAUACUCUUUAUGUUGAGUGGUCUUGAGAAUGGCUUAUUCGAUAGUCAAGGACAACCUUCACUUGGUAUACAACUUUCUCACUCCUCUUGGCAAAUCUUCAGAUCACUCCUAGUCCCUAUGAGUGACGCACGGCGGAGAUUGUCGCUCUUGCGCAAGUAUGCCAGGCAACAACAGCAGAUCCCCCUCUUACAGGCGUUUCAGGCCGCCAUUGAGAGCCGUCUAAGGGCCUUUGACAGUACGAUAGCCAGUAUGCAAGCAUAUUAUGUUAGUACCAACCAGGAUUUUGUUGCCAGCGUCCUCAAGCUUCUAGAUGACCUUAACCCUCAUAUACGUCCUUUGGAAUCACUUGCAGAAACAGUAGAAAGACUAGAGCAGGCCAGGAAUUCUUACCCAUUCCACUGUCUUGAAUUGCUGUAUGACUCCGCCCAGGAAUUGCAGCUCAAUGGGAAUGAUAAGGUUUAUCGCUUUAUUGGUCAACUCUUCUUCGAGUGUUUUGCGGUAUAUCUUCGACCAAUCCGUUGCUGGAUGGAAGAAGGCGAGCUUAUGAAUAGCGAUGAGACUUUCUUUAUUUGCCGUUCACUAGGCGAUGUCUCAAGGUCUCAAAUUUGGGCUGACCAGUUCAAGCUCAAAAGAACACUUGAAGGGUCAUUAUUUGCACCACGGUUUCUACAACCGGCAGCGUCCAAGAUAUUCACAACUGGGAAGAGUAUCGUGAUCCUCAAACUACUAGGAAAGUGUUGGCCAACACAACAAAGGACACUAGAAUCCGCUAUACAAGUAGACAUGAGCGCAAUAUCCAUUAUGAUGCCUUUUUCAGAAGCCUUCGAACAGAUGUUUGAAGAGUGGAUGCAAAGUAAACAUCAUGCAGCUUCCGCGACCCUUAGGCAGACAUUAUUCCAGACUUACAAUUUAUGGUCAGAUUUGACUAUACUCCAACAUAUUUACUUGAUGUCUGAUGGGUCUCGCUCUGAACACUUUGCUAAUGCUGUGUUCAAUAACAUUGACAUUCUUAAUGUUAAUUGGCACGACCGUUUCAAUCUUACCGAGAUUGCACGCGAAGCUUUUGAUCGCCUUGUCGAACCCCAUCGCCUCAAUGUUACUGCGCUACAAAAUAAUUCCAGCUUAGACGUCAAGAGCAUUCGGCGGACAGUUCGAGAAGGGCUCCCAUGCAUCUGUAUUACAUAUAGGCUUCCUUGGCUAUCGCGUAUUGUGUUGAGUGAUGAGAGUCUAGAGCAGUAUCAACGCGUUUUCACGUUACUUCUCCAACUGCGAAGAGCUAGCUACGUGCUGACCAGGCACCGUAUCCUCUCGGAAGGCAUCGUCUCUACCACGGUCGAACAAGAAACUUUCUAUAGUCUUCGUUCAAAGCUUCUCUGGUUCUGCAAUACUCUCCAAUCUUACCUCAGCACACUAGUGAUUGGCCCUCUCGUUGUUAAGCUUUCAGGAGAAAUGAAGAAGGCAGAGGGUAUUGACCAGAUGCUUACUUUACACUCCACAUUUACUAAGAGAAUUGUGGAUGAGGCUUGCCUCGGAGGGAAGCUUGAUCCUAUUCGCCAAGCUAUUCUAGACAUCUUUGACCUUGCAGUUAGGCUACGAAACGCUCAUCAAGUCGAGCAAGAGAAAGGACCUAAAGAAAACGAAUUGUCUAGGUCACUGAUUAUGUCAUCAUCAGAGAAGGGUAGUGCUAAAAGAUACGUCCAGGCCAGCGAGGAAGAAGAUGACACAUUCCUAAUCGAGCAAGAUACGAGCGGCAUGAUGCAAGGUGCAGAGAUCCCCUAUGGUCAGGUGCUGGGCGAAAUCCGGUCGGAUCUCGAUCGGCACAUAAAGUUUGUAUGUGGUGGCCUAAGGGGCGUUGCAAGAGCUAGUAGCAGCGACGCUGCGAGCAAAUGGGAUAUACUUGCAGAGAUGCUCGAGCCAGGAAUACGGGUGCUUCACUGAUAGAAGGCAAGUGUUCGUUUGUACUAGGUUGUUUCUUCACGAUUCGUGUUACCCAUGUCAUCGAGAUUGGAGCGUCCCUACACUACAUGUGUAUGAACACCGUGGCAACGAUCUAACUAUGAUAUGGCCACAUUAUGUCAUCUUCCUUUUCAGGCGAUGUCAUUCCUUGUCAGAUCUAGUUCUGUCCUCCUAAAACUGCAAUGCCGUAAUGGGGAUGCUAUGGGAAACUUAUGAUCCACUUGAUUAUAACCCUGCCGGUGCUUUAUCCCUUCGAUAGAUAUGUGAGAUAGUCAAGCUUAAGAACGUCAUCGUAGAGCUUAAGUGGCAGCGGUCGUGGGCAUAGGUCCCCGUUGCUUUCUUUGUACCGGUAGCUCACAUUGACGUAGAUUGUUGCCAUCGCCAAAGAUACAAAGUAGGGACGUACCUUGGUAUUGUCUUGGCAUGCAUCAUUAGUGGCG